This is a messenger RNA of Melampsora larici-populina 98AG31, 5852 nucleotides long. RefSeq lists its product as uncharacterized. Lineage: Eukaryota; Fungi; Basidiomycota; Pucciniomycetes; Pucciniales; Melampsoraceae. Gene Ontology annotation, biological process: signal transduction; establishment or maintenance of actin cytoskeleton polarity. The coding region runs from base 1 to 5532 and encodes 1843 amino acids. The record is from RefSeq and is a predicted model, not a curated record. Gene Ontology annotation, cellular component: microtubule cytoskeleton; cell tip. The transcript has 5 exons. Gene Ontology annotation, molecular function: protein binding.
AUGUCAUCUACCACUUCUCAGAAACCUAUCCAAUCCGAUGACCAAGAACCGCAAUAUUAUUAUUCAGGAAACCAACGUUAUACUUCAGUUGCUUCUCAAGUCACAAAAUCAGUCGAGCUUGGACAGAAUUCUCAUUCUGAUGAAGAUGAUCACGCGGACGAAGAUGAAGAUGAUGAAGAUGAUGAGUUGUAUAUGACGGAUGCUCAUAGCGCUCUCCAACAUCAACAACAACAGCAACUCAUUCAGCAAAGGCAACAACAGCAACUCAAUCAACAAAGGCAACAGCAGCAAGCUGCUCAAUCUCAAUCCAACGACCCACAAGAAACUACCAAUGGGAUGGAGAUCGAUGACGAAGGCGAUCGUGCAAGUGACUCGAGCUUUAGUGAUUCGGUGUCGAUGAGCUCUAGCCCUAGUAUUCCUAGCUCUGACGAUAUUGACUUCACCUUGGUCUACGCGCUUCACACCUUUCUGGCUACCGUGGAUGGUCAAGCUUCGGUGGUUAAGGGGGACCAGUUGACACUACUGGAUGAUUCAAACUCCUAUUGGUGGUUGAUUCGAGUCCUCAAAACUCAGGCUGUAGGAUAUAUACCUGCUGAAAACAUCGAAACGCCAUUUGAACGCCUUGCCCGCCUCAAUAAGCAUCGAAAUGUGGACUUGUCAUCCGCUACUCCAAAUGACCACAUCUCGGGCCCAGGCUCAUCUCUAGCUCAGACUCGCUUUGCACUACGAAUCCCAAGCGCUGGUGACCCAGUACGUUCGAGGUCACCACAAGAUGCUCGUAAAGGUCCUCUCCCCCCUGCUAUGCCAGGACCUGGCACAUUCUCUCCCCCUCCUGUUGCACCUGCACCUGGUACUGGAAAAGGCAAAACAGUGGCCUUCACCGCUCCAACAUACUUUGAAAACAGUGGCAACGAAUGGAGUGAUGAUGGUGCUGGUGAAACAGGCGACGAAGAAAUGUCUGGGGACGAAGAGGAGGGCGAGGAGGGUGAUUGGGAUGGCGAAGGCGAAUUCGGUGAAGAGGGUGAGGAGGGCUUUGAAGACGAAGAAGAAGAAACUGAAGAUGAGGAUGAGGAUGAGCAAGAAGGUACGAUUUGCACUACUGACACUUCCCGCUCACAGCUUGGUCCUGAAAUCAUAUCUGGCCGCAAAGGUGACAGACAAGGACCUGAUGCUCAGCGGCAACUUGAAGAUCAACUCACUCAAGAACACAAGCAACAGGCUCAGCUCCGGCAACAGCACCAGCAACAUUCAACACAAGACUCACAGACGGACGAGAGUUCGAAAGGUACUGGCACAAGUGGCUGGGCCAGACUUCGACUGGCUGCCAAAGCAUCUGCUGACUCUUUACGGGGCGCCAAUUCACAUAAAGAUGACGGUCGAAGUCAAUUAGGCAAAGGAAUUUCCCCUGCUCAACGCGGCCAGAUUGAUACCAGUGAGUCUAGAGACGUCACUCCUCAACAAACGAAUCGCCUAAAUAUCAUUAGUACUGCUGUGACCUCCGACACUACUGCUGCUUCGAUUCAACCUUCAGCCAGCACCCCUCAGUCAAAACAGACUACCCAGAACCUUCAAAAGAAGAUGAUGAAAGCCUUUGAGGAGGCUGUCCCAGAUGACGAUCUGAAAUUGAACCCAAACUCCUUGGUGAGCGGGGAGACCAAGAAAUUGACCUUGACACCCGACAUAGCACGCGACUCGCAAGAAAGCCAACAUGUGGACGCUCAGUCGAUACCCUCCAAUAUUCCUCAUCUCACACGACAAAGAUCUACUUCAGGAUCGACAUCAGAAGCCAGUACCAGCUUGCGUAGAUUUACCCCGACAGACCCGCGCAUCCAUGAGGAAGAUGAACAGCCCAUUGCUUCCAUCGAAGGGCCACGCGCCCAGUCAAUCGCUUCAAUAGCUUCCAAUGAUUCCUUAGGUGGUUCUGAGGAUGGUAAGAGCGGAUUUGGGAAACGCUUAGCUUCAAAGAAAGACAAAAGGGAGGAUGAGCCGGACGGUAAGAAGAAGAAGGGUCUUUUGAGUGGUCUAUUCGGGCGGAAGAAAGAUAAGAAGACCGCAAAAUCUACCAACGAGCAUAGUGACGAAGCGGAACGUGUCACUAGCAGUUCUCCCUCUAGUCUAUCUGACCAAUCGAUGAAUUCAAUGAACUCGCCACCCAUCGAAGGCAAUCUUGCCAGUGCGUCGGGCCCAAAUCGUCGCAUGCGAGCUGGUACCAGCGACUUGUUUUCUACUGAUGCUGCAUUGAAAAAGCAGCAAGUUGAAGCUCAGGAAGUCAUGUAUCGUCAAUAUGGCAUCUCCCGUACACCGUCCGAUUCCGCCAAUUCGACUACGUUCUCUGGUAAAAAUCCUGCCCUUCAGAUCUCGGCUAGUCAACCGAUGCAACCUUCGUCCCAAGCAGUUCCUGUCGGCCCACUUUCACCCUUGAGCCCGAUUGGCUCGUUGAACGGAUUAGGUUCUCCUCCCUUUGCCACAUCUCAACGGUUGAGGCCAGGCAGUCUGAUCGGUUCUCCAAGUGUACCAGGAAUGGAGGUUCCCAUGCUGAAUGUGCUAAGAAUAUUUGCGGGUGAGAAUGUAGAUGCUGAAGCCACCUUCAAAACUGUUCUGUUGAGUGAACAGACCACUACCACGGAACUAAUUGUACAAGCGAUGCAGAGAUUCCACCUGCCAUCUGACCCAGAAUAUCAGUCAUCUUACUAUCUCACAAUCAAAGAUGUUGUUAGCGGCGAAGAAAACAAGAUCGACGAAUCACAACUACCUCUCAAAGUAUUCGAGGCUAUGAACGAGGCUAUGGGUCAAGACAGCUUACUACUCCCGUCCGUCAAGCGUUCUUCGGUUGGCUCAAUAUCCUCGAUUAGCUCAAACCUAUCACUGAACCCAGCAAUCUCACGACUAGGCAUGAGUGACUUUAGUGAUGACUCAGCUGUCAAGUUCUACAUCAAUAGCUAUGGAACAGAGAAAGAAAAGGUCAUUCCAAAAACUAAGCCUCUCUCGUCCCGGAAGAAUGAUCGUGCAGGUGUUCUAGAGCCUAUUCAAGAAGACAUGGCCGUUUCCGGAGGUACAGAUGACAAUGCUUCGGACAAGGGCACCAUCAUUGCGGAUGGCGCCAUACGAUCUGAGCCAGUGGACUCCCGACUAUCACAGACAUCCAAUUCAUCAUCAUCUAGCUCUUCCACCACUGUUGAGCAAGGCCAAUCCAUCCUUUCACCCAUGGCCUCCCCUUCUCUGCGUUUUGCCAUGCGCAUCCAAAUUUACCCCAACGAUCUUCCAGAUGGUGUAGUGUUUGAUCCUCAAUCCAAUGCUAUCAUACCCAAGAUUGUGUUGAAUGAACGAGGAAAACGCAAUUCCUCCAAUUCCUCCGCUUCCUCCUACUCAGCAGUCAGCUUGACUAUGAGGGAAAAGAUUAUGUUAUUUCCUCGUAACAUCAAUGUGUCUGAGGCAAUCGAGCACACCUUGGACGCAUUCGGCAUCUCGGAAGGAGUUGUGGACGGGGGUGACGAUGUUGAGGAGAAGGUCAAGGCAGCUGUGCCGUUGAUCUCAAAGGUCUUGGAUGCAUAUUUAACCCCACCUGCAUUCCGACCACCUGAUCGAAGCUCUAAAGAAUCUCGCCGCCGGUCUCAAGAAGGUUCCUUUGUGUUUGGAUCCCUGCAAGAUAUUCUAAAUACAGAUCCUGUCUUCGUCCUUCGGCGUGCAUCACAUCAACACCAUCCCACCAGACGAGAGUCUAACAGAAGCUCUACAGGUUUAGCUGGAGCGGUAGCUGAUGAGCUCGGAUUGAUGGGUGCCAAGAAAUCUGCCUCAGGAGCCUCAAACAGAUUGUCCGGAAGUUCUUCACGCCCUGGAGGUGCUACGACCAGUCUAACGCGGCACAACGGGUCGCCAGCAGAGAUGAUGGCGGAUCGACGAGCAGCCUUUCUCUCUGCAACUCCCAAUUCGGACCAGGGUGUUGACAUCACUUUGAAUGAUCAUGCAACUAUCCGUAGCAAGCGUGAUAGCAGUGGGAAAUCCUUCCGCUACUCUUACAUUGACCCUGCCGGUACCGAGUUUGACAUUAGCGAACUGAUAGAAAGUGAAUGGAGUCCGACCCCUCAUCUCACACCAGCUGCUCAAACCCGGACAACUGAAGACGUACGAGCUCGUGUUGUUGAGAAAAGGCGACAACUCAGUCGUCAGAACGGAUCCUCAAGCCAAAAUUCCCUUAGCUCUAUGACAGAUGAUGGCUAUGCAAGUGCGCCAGAAUCACCGGUGAUGGCAGAUAGUCGCGUUGAAUCUCCUACUACCUUCAACAAACAUGAAGACGAACAAGCGAUCGAAGCUCUACGUCUCGCUCCACUCACAAUUGAUCAAGCUGGUUCCUCUGGCAAUCCGAAUCUUUCCACACUAAACGACACGAAUGAGGCAGGACAACCCAUAACUCGAGAUAACAAGCGCCAGGAUUUGUUAAUGGCGGCCUUGGACAAACGAAAUCUCUCUGCAGUGGCCCUCUCUCAAAUGCCAGAUGAGUCUAAAGAUAGUCCAACCCCUGGCUGUCCUCCCAUCAACGUAGAAUCACUUGAGAAACGGAUUGAGCGAGUACUUGCGAAAGUAAAGACAAAUCGGCAGAUCAGUUCAAAGACGCGCUCAAGCCAUUCACGAAAAUCUUCUUCCAUCUCCUCUUGGACUGAUCACAAUGCGAACUCGACCGUUGCACCUGCCAAAUCGCUGGACAAUAAGACACCUUCGGAGAACGCCAACUUGGCCUCUUCCCGUUCUCGUCUCAGUCCAACCCGUAAUGUGUAUUCGCCAUCAGGGGGUUCAACGACCGAUGCGCCAAAGGCCCCCAAUGCCGUAGGACUCGAUCACUCGCGAGCACCAUCUAUAGACCAGAUCUUAUCAUCUCAAGAGGCUGCUCAGACACAGUCCCAGGUUUUGCAAGCGUCCAUUAAUUCUAGCCGAUCCAACUCCACCACUGGGACCAACAGUCCGGUGACGCCCGUCACUGCGACAUCGCCAACUGGAGACAGCACUUACACACCUAUCUCCUCAGCUACGAGGGGUGUGGGAAUUGAUAGCAGACAAUCCACACAUCGGCAUCCCCUCCUCUAUCGUGAUGACUUUGGACUGGAUGUGUUGAUGAACUUGAUUAAUUACUCUGCAUUUCCGCAAGGAAACAGUACGAUUGGCCAUAUGCGGGAUAGAGCAGCUCGAUCAACGCCUAUCAACGAGGUCGGCACUCGAGUCAAAACACAUCCUAUCAAAACUGAUGGUACUGUUAAUGGGAUCUCGACGGAAGAAGUUGUGAAGGAGGACGAAGCGGAGUCGCAGAUGAUGAAGGAAUUAUUCGGACCGAUUCAAAACAUUGAAGAGGAUCCAAGUAUCUCUAAUGAAAUCAAGAGUUGGUAUCAGUCACCAUCAUCAAGCCAGUCACGUUCAGAUCAUGAGGUGAUAGGUCCAGAUGAAUCUGGUAGUGGGAGAUCGAAGCAGACAAUAAGUGAAAGUUUCAAUGUGCUAGAGGACCGCCUGGAUCAAUUAAUGCGGGAUGUGAUGAACAAUGCUUGAGAUAUAAGAAGGUCUGUAGGCUGCUGAUGCUAUGCUUAGGUCUAGUAGAUGUAUAUGUGAACUUUUUGAUUUUUCAACUUUAUAAUUUUCUUUUUUUGUUUGGUUUUUUGCGAUGGAUAAAUGAGUUUGUUUUCGGUUUUCCAAUACACUGCCUUUUUUGUGUGAUUUUAUAUCUUCUUAUCUUGAACUAGGAAUGAUGUUUCAAGAAGAUUGUUUUAUGAGAAAUGUUUCUUUUGUCUUUCUACAAAAAAUCUUGUUGUUUAUAUAUUAUAUAUCAUUCUUUGCAAGGAAUUAGGAGGGAUGGAUUUGAUGAUUGUUGC